This is a messenger RNA of Geodia barretti, 2295 nucleotides long. The record is from the annotation of a GenBank genome assembly. Lineage: Eukaryota; Metazoa; Porifera; Demospongiae; Tetractinellida; Geodiidae.
UGGCUAUCUUCGGGGAAUGGUCAGCUGGAUUCCCUCUAUGUUAGGUCUACUUGGAGGGAAAUGGGAUAACGAUGAGUCAACAGGUCAUGUGACAUCUCGGCUUGCUCUGAUUGGUGGAACCUCCACUUGCCACAUGGUGGUACGUGUCUAAUACUCCGGUGUAUGUCCCUGGGGUAUGGGGUCCGUACGUAUAUCUACGCAUGUGUACCGGGUUACGGUGGUACUACCUCGAAUGGAAGGGAUUGGGCAGCGCUCCGUCUGGACAAUCUGGUGGGUAUUUGUAUGUGACUAUCACUUGUGGAGUGGUGUUUGAGUUUUUUGUCCGUACUAGGCAGUGCAGUGUGUACGAAGAGAUUGAGCAAACACUCCACACGCUGUCCCUCCAUCUCUGCCACCCUUCCCUUCUCACCUCACAUCUGCACGUCGUUCCCGAUUUCCAUGGCAACCGUUGUCCUUUCGCUGACCCCACCAUACUAGGAAUGGUGUCAGGCCAGUCAAUGAUACUAACAGAAGGUGAUCUCUUCAGUCUUCUAUCUUGGCCGUGGUACAGGCACUGGCUCUUGGCACGCGACAUAUAAUUGAAGAGAUGAACACAAAUCGUCACACGGUCCAAGUUAUUUUCAUCUGCGGCGGAUUAAGACACAACAAGACCUACGUGCAGGCCACCUCUGAUGCCACAGGCCUGCCUGUGGUUCUAUAUACCUGCUGAGGAAGAGUCGGUUUACUAGGAGCUGGGAUCUUGGCCGCAGCUGCUGCUAGAAAUGAAGAGGUGUCAGUGGUUAUGAGCUCUGGGGACAGUAGGACUGUUGAACCGACCUCUGACCCAGCAGUAAGACUGUUCUCGAUAUGGGUGUUGUGAAGGAAGUAGUGGCAGCGUUGGAGCGCUCCCCCGUUAGCUCCAAGGAUCUCAACGACCUAAAGAGUACGAGACUGGGCAAGUACAUCAACCAGGUCCGGCGAGCCAUCCCUGAUAAGUCUCUUGCCAAGAGAAUGAAGACACUAGUGAUUCAAUGGCGGAGUUUGGCCCAGCAGUCACCAACCACUCCCAAUGGUGUACCCUCACGUACCACACCUCCUCCACUCCUCUCUGCGUUAGUCACACCCUCUCCUGCUCCCCUGGGCACCACGCACACAACAUCACCUGCAAUUCUCACAACCAACACACCACCUGCACCCCCUCAAUCCAGUGCACCCUUACAAACUUCCUCGCAAACGCUCCCCCUGCCCCCACCUGCUCGCCCCUCGUCUGCCAACCCUGCCAUGAACAGGAAGAGGGCUCUGCACAGAUUGAGCAAGUUCCCUCCUCAACAUCCACCCCAGAAGUCCUCUCUCUCCACUUCCACAUCCUCUUCCUCUUCCUCUGUGCCCACUCAACAAACAACACCCUCCCCCACACCACCACCAACUUCUUCUCAGUCACCUUCUCCUGCACGUUCUACCAGCAAAUCCCCCUCACUCCACUCUUAUCCUCAUCCUCCUACUGGAAAGCUACCCUCCAAACUCACCACAAAGCCAGUUCACACUGUGGAGACUUCCCCUGCCAGUGAAGAACGGACGACUGCACCUGCAUCUCUUCAAGUUCGAUUCCCACUGCACUCUGUGGCCAGGAAUUUGGUUGUGAGGAUCCCUCUGGAGCAUGUCAGUGUUUCCAGACCAUCUGUGGUCGCAUCAGAUGAACCAACUCUCAGAACUCCUAAUGACACUUCCAGCAGAGAGGGUAGACCUGUACCCAUUCCUACUGCCGAUUCACAACUCGUCGCACACGCAAAUGGCGUCCAUGUGGAUGUUACCGAGUCUGCUGAUUCUAUAGCUGAGACCGACAGCACUACAAAAUCUCCUCCCCCUUCAUAUCUAGCUCUGGGACCAACUGACAGAGAUAGACUAGGAGAGAUAGUGACAGAACCUGUGAGUCUCAUAGUCAGCAUCGAUCGACGUUUGCUGCAAAGACAGGCUGGGAUCAAUCUGAGCUCUACUGUAUCCCAACUGGACACGCCCACCACAGACAAACCUAGUGUUGGAACUGACUUGAACAGUGACGAUGGGUCCACUCCAGUAAAACAGACCCAGUCAGUCGCAGUGAGUGCUCGAGGCGACUUUGGAACGGACAGUGUCUGGCAAAGAUGGACCGAUCCUAUCAUCCACGAGGACAGUUUUGCGGUGAAUAUCUUACCGUAUGUCUAUAUAGACGGCUUGGAGGAGAGUGAAGACGAAAGCUCGUGAUUGUGCCUAAAUCUCUAUCGGCCACCUCAUCUGCCGUGUGUAAUUAUUUCAAUGUGUAUUGUGUGUCUUCUGCAG